AUGACAAGACCAAAAAAAGAUCGUAUUAACAAAUAUCAUUCGAAAGUUGCUAACUCUAGUACUAGAACUAGGAAAUUGAUCAAAUGUAAAUGUACACUACGUUGCCAUGGUAGUAAAUUUGUAGAUCCUAGAACAUUUGAGAACCAUCAGCAAGAAAUGGAGCGUUUUCGAUUAAUGUCAAUCUCAAAAGGAAAAGAAAAAGUUAAUCCAGCUGAACAAGAUUAUAAUUCAUCAUGUAAUUCUUCUAAUGAUGAUGAUGAUGAACUGAUUUCAGUUUAUCAGGAGCCAAUUGAUGUACCAAAGAAACGAAAACGAUAUGCUAAGUUUUUCGAUGCAGAUGGAACAGUUUCUGAUUAUGAUGAGUCAGAAACUGUUUUGAUUCCUUCAGAUGAUGAAGAAGGCUUUGAGAUACCGGUUAAUAAUGAAGAAUCUUCUACGGAAGAAGAUAAUCGUAAUUUGAGUGAGGAAGAUAUUUCGGUUGAGCAAUUUACUGCUCCCGAUUUUGAUGAAUUUGAGGUUGAAUCAGAUGAUGGAUAUCCUGAUAGGAACAUUAACUUUGACGAUUUGUGA
Messenger RNA from Funneliformis caledonium, 570 nucleotides. NCBI's taxonomy places the organism in Eukaryota, Fungi, Glomeromycota, Glomeromycetes, Glomerales, Glomeraceae. The record is from the annotation of a GenBank genome assembly.